Messenger RNA from Lepisosteus oculatus (spotted gar), 2936 nucleotides. The record is from RefSeq and is a predicted model, not a curated record. Lineage: Eukaryota; Metazoa; Chordata; Actinopteri; Semionotiformes; Lepisosteidae.
CCGUGUCCGCGUUAAAGAAGUUACAAUCCAGCCACAGGCACGGUCACGCUGCUGGCAUUAAUCCCAAGCUAUCGCAUCUUGCUUUGAAAGACUCCAGAGGGGGGAAGUUUUGUUUUUGUCUACGAGGGAUUUUUCCCACGUAGGAAACAAUGUGUGUAAUUCCAGAAGUAAAACAUCUCGAAUUACUAACGCAAGAAGGGAACUAGUAUGAGAAGGAAAACUCCAGCACCCGGGUCGCCCUCCCUCCGUCUGCCUCCUGACCGGCCCUGGAGACGCCGUCACAAGACUGCUCCUGGACUGCAGUCACGGGUUUCACUACAACUUGCAGCGAAGCAAGCUGCUCCGCCGACUGCCAGAGACAUUUAGUAACAGGAAACGUGUUUGGUUUUUUUUCCCCUCUUCUCCGGGUGCACUUGAACCGCUGGUCUUGUGUAACCAAGCUCCUAGGAGUCACGCAAGAAGGAUACAGUUAACUCAGCCCGCCGUAUCUCUGCAUGAGUGCCUCCGCACCAUGAUAUCGGUGGAAGAAGCGAGGGCGCGCCUGGAGGCGGCCGGGCAGUCGCACCUCCUCCGGUUCUGGCCUGAGCUCUCCCCCGGGGAGCGACGCCGCUUUCUGGGCGAGCUGGCUCAGUUCGACCCGGCGCAGCUGCGCGGCCACUGCCGAGCCGCGGCGGAGGCGGCCCGCCGGGAGCCCAGCGCCCACGACCGGCUGGACCGGCGCCUGGAGCCGGUCCCGCCCGAAUUCAUAGGCGGCGUCGGGAGAAGCGACCCGGACACCCUGAAGGCAUGGGAAGACGAAGGGUUCCUGCAGAUUUCUCGCAGCCGGGUGGCCGUGCUGCUGUAUAUAAUGACCAGUGAGUUUACCCUAGAGCCUACGGAGAAUUUCUUCAAGGAAAACAACUAUUUCAACUUGGCCCGGUCCAAUGUCGUCAUGUUUGAACAAAGGAUGAUCCCAGCGGUGUCCUUUGAUGGAAAAGUCAUCCUGGAAAAUAAAGGCAAGAUAGCGAUGGCACCAGAUGGCAAUGGCGGUCUGUACCAGGCACUGCUGGAUAAUAAGAUCUUGGAGGACAUGGAGAAGAGGGGCGUCCAGUACCUUCAUGUGUAUUGUGUGGACAACAUCCUGGUGAAAAUGGCUGAUCCGGUUUUCAUCGGCUUCUGUGUCAAGAAGGGGGCGGACUGUGGAGCCAAGGUGGUGCAGAAGGCCCACCCGGCCGAGCCGGUGGGCGUGGUGUGCCGCGUGGGCGGAGUCUACCAGGUGGUGGAGUACAGCGAGCUCAGCCCAGAGACGGCCGAGAAGCGGCACCCCGACGGCACGCUGGUCUACAGCGCCGGGAACAUCUGCAACCACUUCUUCACCCUCGACUUCCUCAGGGCGGUCUCCGAGAAGUGUGAGAGCAAGCUGAAGCAGCACGUGGCCCUGAAGAAAGUGCCCUGCGUGGACGAGGAGGGGAACUGGGUGAAGCCCGAGAAACCAAACGGCAUCAAGAUGGAGAAGUUUGUGUUUGACGUCUUCCAGUUUUCCAGGGAUUUUGUGGCCUUUGAGGUACGGAGAGAGGAGGAGUUCUCCCCGCUGAAGAACGCCGACACAGCCACCAAAGACACGCCUGCCACUGCUCGCCGGGCACUGCUCUCCCAGCAUUACCGCUGGGCCUUAGCCGCUGGGGCCAGCUUUGUCGACGGCCAGGACAGGAAGUUACCGCCCAUGCCCCGACUGGCAGACACAGAAGACCCCCCCGCCACCUGUGAGGUUUCUCCUCUGGUCUCCUAUUUCGGAGAGGGCCUCGAGGCGAUACUGAAAGGCAAGGAGCUGAAGUCUCCCCUCGUUCUGGAGGAGAAGGUGGCAGAGGAACUCGGAGCUCAAUAGCCAACCUGUGUUUUAAGGAAAAUAGUCGUUUAUAGUGUAACUUGUGUUGUUUUAGUGCAGAUGAGUACAAAUUAUCAAGGGAUCAAACGUGCCUUCAACUAGAAAACAAUUGUGAUUUCGUAACAGCUUGCGAAAGGAACACAAACAAUUCCUGAAAUACAAAACAGCAUUUCUUGGGAGUCCGGCUUCCUCUAUGGCAAAGGCGCUAUAUUAAAGCUUUAACUGUGAUGCUUGAAGUCUGUUUUAAUUACCAAAACAUUCCAGUGUACUGUACUUUCGAAAUGCAGUGUUUUUGUGAAAAUGCAGUGUACUGUAUUUUCAAAAAGUCUUGUCUUUUCAGAGAAAAAGUAACAAAUAUUGCAUUCCGUUAUCUGGAAAUGUUUACACCUGAAAAGCAUCAAGCACCAAUUAAUUGUGAAAGCAGGAAUAACCAGGGUGUAUUAUUAAGCAAUAAAAUACUUAGGGUUGUCUGGAUUGGAUGCCUGUCUUCUAAAUAUACAAUUACACAAAUGCUAUAGACCUAUAGAUAUAGUAUUUAUAAAGCCAUGAUUGUCUUUGGCCUUUUACCUGCUUAUUUUCAUUCACAUUGUGAAUAUUAUUUUUUAAUACAUUUUUAGCAGCCAGACAUUGUACAGGUUUCAAAAGGGAUUUUAGUGGGGAAGGAAUGUCUAACAUUGUGGAAUAUUAAAAAAAAAAAUACUGUCUUUUUGUAGUUUGCUGGUAAACUUUUUAGUUUCUUAAAAUGUAAUUGUUAAUCUGUGUUGCAAAUUGGAGUUGAUCAUUUCUGUACCAGGUAUAAGAUAUAAAUAUGUAUCUAAGUGUAAAGUAGUUAACAGGGCUCUGGAGUUAGAACUACAGUGUUGUGAGUUUGAAAGCAGCGUGGGACACCGCUGUUGUAGAUUUUACUCGGUUUGCUUCAGUAAAAUACCCAGUUGUGUAAAUGGAUAUGCUUUGGGUAAAAGCGUCAGACAGUGCAUCGAUACUUCAUUUAUUAGUGACCUGAACAACCAGUCAAGAACACUGUGAAUCAUGUUUACAAAACGAGGCAUUAAUAAAAUGUAUUUAACAUUCG